AUGCUUUUCCCGAAAUUCCUUGCGAUGGCAAUGCUUGCCACAGCGUCUGCCAACAACGAACCCGCGCCCUACCAGAUAUCUGUCGAUCCAAAGCUCAUCAAAGAGGCUGCUAUCAAAGCCCGGCUCUAUAGGCCCUCUUUGCCCUUGGAGGAUGGUACAAGUGAGACAUGGAGAGAAGGUCCGCCGACCGAGAACAUGACGGCUCUCGCUAGCUAUUGGGCAAACGAUUACGACUGGCUUGAGCGGUCCGAGAGGCCCGACGCCAUCCCGCUCUUGCUGCUACACGGCUGGCCAUCUACGUAUACCGAGUGGAACGACAUCUUGAAGCCGCUCACUGCACCGCAGGAUGAGAAUGCGCCGGCCUUUCACGUAGUCGCGCCCGACAGCCCUGGCUUCGGUUUCAGCCCUGCGCCUACUCAUACAGGAUUUGGACCCCGUCAAGCCGGUGCUGCUUGGGCCAACUUGAUGAGCACGCUGGGCUACGACAAGUACGGGAUCGUCUCGACAGACUUUGGGUGGUGGGUCGCCUUGUUCAUGGUCGACGAUGACAAGGACCACAUAGUCGGCCACUUUACCGACUUUCACUUUGCCCAGCCGACGCCGGCCGACAUAGAGCGCUACAACAACAACCAGACGGAUCAGCUCGAGACAGAAUACAUUGCCAGUGUUCUGGCAUUCCAGGGGGGAUUCAACGCGUACAUGGUGAUCCAGGGCCAAGGUCCUCUGAAGCUCGGCCAAGCUCUCAACGACAGCCCCGUCGGCUACGCAGGAUGGAUCUGGCAUCUCUGUCACUUCGGGAGUGACGGCUAUCCUUAUACCCUCAAGCAAGUCGUAACGAGGACCCUGCUGCUGUGGAUUCCCGGUGCAUAUGGAAAUCUGAGGGCCUACUUGGAGUGGCUCAGGCCCGAGAGCAGCCAGUUUCCGAAAUCAGACGUGCCCACCGGCGUUUCCCAAUGGGGCGGCAUAAACGGCCCGUUCGAGGAGCUGGUGAACUUCCCACUGGCGCCUCCCAGGUGGAUCGAGAGAACGAGCAACUUGACUUUCCUCGUUCGCCGCGACUUUGGUGGUCACUUCCCCGCUGAGCAGUACCCGGAUCUCUAUGUCAAGGACGUGCAGGACUUCUUUGGGCAGCUUGAUGCAUAG
Microdochium trichocladiopsis is the source of this 1143-nucleotide messenger RNA. Its product is annotated as epoxide hydrolase. The transcript has 4 exons. Gene Ontology annotation, biological process: epoxide metabolic process. The record is from RefSeq and is a predicted model, not a curated record. NCBI's taxonomy places the organism in Eukaryota, Fungi, Ascomycota, Sordariomycetes, Xylariales, Microdochiaceae. Gene Ontology annotation, molecular function: epoxide hydrolase activity. Bases 1 to 1143 code for a protein of 380 amino acids.